Molecule: messenger RNA, 1617 nt
Organism: Culex pipiens pallens (northern house mosquito)
Lineage: Eukaryota; Metazoa; Arthropoda; Insecta; Diptera; Culicidae
Exons: 3
Coding region: 27-1199 (390 amino acids)
Source: RefSeq, a predicted model, not a curated record
UCUACUCACAAAUUUUUGGAACUGCCAUGGGUAACCCCCUGUCGUCCCCACUAGCCGAUCUCGUCAUGGAGAAUCUGAUGCACGCCGUCGUCAAAAAGCUCGAUUUUCAACCACCAGUGCUCAAGAAGUACGUCGACGACCUGAUCGUAGCGCUUCCCCUGAACAAGUUGAAACACGUCCAAGACUCAUUCAAUAGCUACAGCCAACACAUCCAAUUCACCUACGAGCUAGAAGAAAACAGGAGACUGCCGUAUCUGGACAUGGUAUUGGUCCGCACCGAAGCCCAACAGAUCCGGACGGAAUGGUACCGAAAGCCAAUUUCGAGUGGUCGUUUUCUGGACUUCUUCUCCUGCCACACCACGAGCCAGAAGGUCAAUACAGCUAUGAACUUCAUACAACGUGUAGACAAACUGUCUACCAACUUAAACACUCGGGAAAAAAUGAAGAUCGUGGACAGGGAGCUAGAAAUCAAUCAUUACCCAAAACCCCUUCGGCGUCGACUCAUCAACUGCCAGCUAUGUAACCGUUCCAGCAACGGCAACCAACAACAACAACAACAAACGCAACAAGCCGAACCGAGCCACCAGCAGACAAACAUCUGCUACCGAUCCAUACCAAACAUCCCAACCUUGUCACAAACUAUAGCCAAAACACUCAAGCAGGACUACCCGGAGGUACGGUUAGCUUUCCGCAACACCAACACUGUGGGCUCAAGCUUCUUCAGCAACAUGAAGGACAAGGUGCCCACGGAGAACCACACCAACGUCAUCUAUGCUAUCCCAUGCAACGAAUGUGAGAGUUCGUACAUCGGGAUGACAACAACGCAGCUGAAAACGAGGAUGUCGAGCCACAGAAGCGACAUAAAACGGUUGGACGAGCUGCUACAGGCGGGACACACCACUGACGACUACAAGAUAGCCGAGCUGAGGCAGAAAACAGCUUUGCUCGAGCACAGCAUCGCAAAACAACAUUCUUUCGACACGAAAAAAGUAAGAAUCUUAGACCAACACAACCGUGGUACAGCUCUACCAAUCCUAGAGAUGUGCCAUAUCACGAACAAUAACCAUACCGUAAACAAACGUACAGAUACAGAGGGCCUGAGUAUUAUCUACGCAGGAUUACUACACACACUUAAAACUAAAAACUAUAAACACAGAAAACCCAACACAGUAACACCGGGUGAAACAGAACAAGAAUAGUAUUCCCUCCCUUCUCCCACAUUUGACCCACAUUUAGUACACAAAAUGACCCAAAUUCUAGCCAUGCCUUUGACGCUUUUUGGUGAACAAACCGCCAUUAAGCUCCGUUCGAUUGAAAUUGACCGUUUCGUGGAUAGUGCAACACAAAAAGUUUUUUCGAAACCGAAACCAGCAGCUACCAGCAUAAUAUGUGCUGCUAUGCACCAACUAAGACUGAGGAACAACAACAAAAGACAGUUAUCAAUUUACCCAAAACCCCAAAAAUAACAAGAAAACAAACCGUUUUUAAUCCUUGAAAAAGGCAAUAAAUUUGCCGAAACGUCGGAAAUUGAAACAAUACAUUGUUUUCACUGCUAAAUGACUGAAAGCCGAAAACCAAAUCCAAAAUUGUAGAGUAACAGUCGAGAGCAUAACUACU